AUGCCAAGUUGUAGGUACAAUGGAACCACAACACCUAAAAGCCACAUAUCAGCCUUUGAGAACCACAUGGUGCUCUACACCAUGACGAAUUCGGUAUGGUGCAAAGCGUUCCCACCAACCUUGGAGGGACUAGCUGCGGAAUGGUAUGGAGCCAUCCCUAAAGGUUCCGUAUACUCUUAUAAUCAGCUGAAGAGGAUGUUCAUGGAGCAUUUAAUAACCUUGGUAGAUCGAACCAAGAUGACAACUGAGCUGAUGUCAAUGGUUCAGGGGAAGGAUGAGCCCCUGAGGGAGUUCAUCACCAGAUUCAACAAGGAGGCAACAACCAUCCCAAAUAUGAGCCAAGAGCUAGCAUUGUUGGCCAUGCAGAGCGGCUUGCUGCCGGGCUCACCGUUUAGAGCGUAUAAGGGGCGUAAAAGCCUCAAAACGCUGGUUAAGGCGCUGGGUAAAGCGCACGAGUUCAUUAAGGCAGACGAAACUGAUAGAGCAAUGCUGAGCAGGAAGGCACCAAGCGACCUAGUUAAGCAGGCAGAAGUCACUCGGGCAGAAAAUGUAGCCAAGGCUGACCAGCCUAGUAGAGCUGAGCAAGGUCGCAGAGAGGCGGACAGAGCGGUAGGGGUAAAAAGAUCAGAUCCGAGGAGAGGACCAAGGCCAGGAAGGUUCGAUCAAUAUACCCCACUAACCCACUCGAGGUCUCACAUCUUCAGUGUGAACAAAGCUGAUGAUAAGUGGCAGAGACCCCCGAGAAUGGUUAACAGGAAUUGUAAUCCCAGCAUGUGGUGUGACUUUCAUAUAGACCAUGGCCAUACCACCGAUGAGUGCACGCACUUGAAAGAUAACAUAGAGGAGCUGGUCAGGAGAGGAUACCCAAAUCAGUUUAAGCAGCACGCUGAUCCUCCCAGAAGAAGGGAUGAAGAUAGAGCAGGCCGUGACCGCAGAGGAGGUCACAGGGGUCCCGUUGAGGAUAGGGACUGA
This is a messenger RNA of Chenopodium quinoa (quinoa), 972 nucleotides long. RefSeq lists its product as uncharacterized. NCBI's taxonomy places the organism in Eukaryota, Viridiplantae, Streptophyta, Magnoliopsida, Caryophyllales, Amaranthaceae. The transcript has a single exon. The record is from RefSeq and is a predicted model, not a curated record. Bases 1 to 972 code for a protein of 323 amino acids.